GCAGAAGCUUAAAAAACCCUCACCGGCCGCGGCGAUGGCUCUUUUCACCGCGCGACGCAAGUUAACGACAGUCCUAAACAAAACCCUCUCUUCCACUUCUCAUUCAUCUUUUUCCACGCUCUCUCCCCGCUCUCGAUUCGCCGUGUCUUUACUCGACAAAGUUUCCUCGAACCGAAAUGGAUUAGGCCCGUGUUACAUAACGACCCGACCCAAGACAUCCGGGUCUGGAUACUCUCCCUUGAACGAUCCUUCUCCUAAUUGGAGCAACCGUCCGCCGAAGGAGACGAUUCUUCUUGAUGGGUGCGAUUACGAGCAUUGGCUUAUUGUGAUGGAGUUCACUGAUCCCAAACCGACAGAAGAUGAAAUGAUUAAUGCUUAUGUCAAAACCUUAACUUCAGUUGUCGGCAGUGAGGAGGAGGCAAAGAAGAAGAUUUAUUCGGUUUGCACUUCGACAUACACUGGCUUUGGUGCUUUGAUCUCUGAAGAGCUUUCUUGCAAACUCAAAGGAUUGCCUGGUGUUCUCUGGGUUCUACCAGAUUCUUAUCUUGAUGUACCAAACAAAGACUAUGGAGGUGACUUGUACAUUGAAGGAAAGGUGAUACCAAGACCACAGUACAGGUUCACUGAACAGCGCCAAACUAGAAAUAGGUCUAGGCCUAGGUACGAUAGGCGCCGUGAGACUGUGCAGGCGGAGAGGAGAGAGCCAACAACAACGCAGAACUGGAACCAAAACCAACCACCAUCAUCCUCGGGUAAUCAAAGCUCCUGAGAGUUAGACAAUAACAGUUCCUUAAUAGUAUAAACUCUUGUUACUUUCAUGAACAACAAGUUGGCAUCUGUAAUGGAGUUUAUUAAGCUUAUCAGUAUCAUCAUUCACCAUUCUUGUUUCUAAGGACUUAAACUCAAAAUGAUAGAGAAUCUAUGUACAAUGUGUAUAAACAUAUACAAACUAGAGAUCAUUCAGACAUGUAACUGCAGCCUAAAAAAUGAAUAUGUCAGCACACCGGAGAUAAUGUCAGGUUAAGCUUCUCCCUUUUCAAGAUCCUCACUAUCCUCUUGAAGGCAAAGUGUACACAAUUAGACAAAGCGAUCCAGCAAAUCACUUCAUACACAAACUCCAUUGCUGGAUCCGACCAUGACCAAUACAAAGACUCAUCCCAAUUCCCCCCACCACCACCACAACCGUAAUUCCAUCCCUUCCCACCGCCUCCACCACCAAAUAGACCGUCGUUACCACCGCCUUCUAAGAGAAAACAACCAAAAUCUCCACCGUCUUCUCCAAAUGAAACGUGCUUCAUACGCCUCUUCUUUCGGAUCCUUCGGAUUGUUUUAUUCGCCGAUGCUUGGAUGGUUCCACUAUGAGACUGAUCAACGUUGAAUGAAAUGUGAUUUGCCGGAUUGAGAAACCCAAACGCUAUGCCUUGUUUUACUGUGCAAACUGAGACUGUAUCGGCGAUCAGAGAGAACUCCAUGACGAUGAUGAUCUUCUUCCCCCAAAAUCCACGAAAACAGAUUGGAUUAGGGUUUUUGUAAAACUCGCCGGUAAUGACGGGAAUAAUAAUAUCGAGAAGCUGUCCUGUCCGAAUGAGGCGAAUCAAAUCGAACACGUAACUGAUUUAUGUACACGUGUUUAUUAAUUAAGACAACGUGAU
Molecule: messenger RNA, 1652 nt
Organism: Eruca vesicaria subsp. sativa (arugula)
Lineage: Eukaryota; Viridiplantae; Streptophyta; Magnoliopsida; Brassicales; Brassicaceae
Source: the annotation of a GenBank genome assembly